UGUGUUUUCUUUGGGCGGUUGCGGAAGAUGCCUAAACUGAGGGCGGGGCGGAGAGGUGUUUCUCCCAGAAGGCCACGCGGCGGGGCCUUGCCUUCCUUUUUCCGCCAUCUUGGACCCUGUGGAGGCCUGCUGGGAACAGGACUUCUAUAAGGACCAAUAUGUCUGGAAGGCUGUGGUCCAAGGCCAUUUUUGCUGGCUAUAAGCGGGGUCUCCGGAACCAGAGGGAGCACACGGCGCUUCUUAAAAUUGAAGGCGUUUAUGCUCGAGAUGAAACAGAAUUCUAUCUAGGCAAGAGAUGUGCUUAUGUGUACAAAGCAAAGAACAACACGGUGACUCCUGGUGGCAAACCAAACAAAACCAGAGUAAUCUGGGGAAAGGUAACUCGUGCUCAUGGAAACAGUGGAAUGGUUCGUGCUAAAUUCCGAAGCAACCUUCCUGCUAAGGCUAUUGGACACAGAAUCCGUGUAGUAAGUACAAUUAUAAGCAAAAUACUUGUUAAGUCAAACUAAGCUCAAGGUGUUGGA
This is a messenger RNA of Myotis lucifugus (little brown bat), 524 nucleotides long. It is a transcript of the gene RPL35A, whose product is annotated as ribosomal protein L35a. Gene Ontology annotation, biological process: ribosomal large subunit biogenesis; cytoplasmic translation. Bases 159 to 509 code for a protein of 116 amino acids. The record is from RefSeq and is a predicted model, not a curated record. Gene Ontology annotation, molecular function: structural constituent of ribosome. The transcript is spliced from 4 exons. NCBI's taxonomy places the organism in Eukaryota, Metazoa, Chordata, Mammalia, Chiroptera, Vespertilionidae. Gene Ontology annotation, cellular component: cytosolic large ribosomal subunit; ribosome.